GGGUUAAUGGUGUAAUUUCCUGGUUGGGUGCAAAGGGUGUGCGACUGUCAAGAGGAAGCUGUGAGUGAGCCCUCAUCCUUUUCAAAACCUCAGUCUAUUAAAUCACCUUUCAUAUCACAGCGGGUGAAUGAGAGGCGGAUACUCCGCAUGAAAGACGCCACGGUUCCGAUGCGCCUUUAAUAUUGCGUAAUGCACACAGCCGGUUGAUAUUUCACAGCUCGCGGCGGCCUGAUGGAGGCGAAGACCGCGGAUCUAAAAACACCUUAGGACUGCAGAUUGGACGCGGAAGGGGUCGGAUUUUAUCCAGACGACUACAUUUAAUCGUGCGUUGGUGAUGAAAAUGUCAAGGCAUUUGUAUGGCACAGGCGCAGAUGUUGGUUUUUGCGCCGGCGAUUGUUUGAUUUAGCGCGUGCGCUUAAACAAAACAACUUGACAGUCGAUCUUCACUGCGGUGUUUUAUGAUUGUGAUGGUCUAUUAAACGCAGUUAGGGGUUAUUGUCGUGUAAAAAGAGUAAAACGAGAAGAUGGCAGGCCCCGAUCAUCCACAACAGCAGCAGCAGCAGGUUGAAGAGAAAGCCGAACAGAUAGAUGACGCCGAAUUGGCGUUUCAAGGCAUCAAUAUGCUGCUCAACAAUGGCUUCAAAGAAAGCGACGAGCUCUUUAAGAGAUACAGGACCCAUAGUCCAUUAAUGAGCUUUGGGGCCAGUUUCGUCAGCUUCUUGAAUGCCAUGAUGACGUUCGAGGAAGAGAAAAUGCAGAUGGCCAGCGAUGAUCUGAGGACCACUGAAAAACUAUGCGAGAGUGACAAUGCCGGCGUCAUCGAGACGAUUCGAAACAAAAUCAAGAAGAGUAUGGACUCUCAGCGGUCAGGGGUGGAGGUUGUGGAUCGACUUCAGAGGCAGAUCAUCGUGGCGGACUGCCAGGUCUAUCUUGCCGUACUGUCCUUCGUCAAACAGGAGCUGUCUGCGUACAUCAAAGGAGGCUGGAUCCUCCGUAAGGCCUGGAAAAUGUACAACAAAUGCUACAGCGACAUCAGUCAGCUGCAAGAGGCCUGCCGUAGACGAUCCUCCGACCAGGAGGGGGCGAUGGCCUCCGAUCAGGCCAACCACAACGCGUCCCCUACGGAGAGCAGCGGCAGGGUAACUGAAGAGGUUUUGGACCGUCUGAAGGGUUCGGUGAGCUUCGGUUAUGGGCUCUUUCACCUUUGUAUUUCAAUGGUACCGCCACACCUGCUCAAGAUCGUCAACCUGUUGGGUUUCCCUGGUGACCGUCACCAAGGUCUUGCCUCCUUGGCAUAUGCCAGUGAAAGCAGGGAUAUGAAAGCGCCACUUGCCACUUUGGCCCUGUUGUGGUACCACACCGUGGUCCAGCCUUUCUUUGCACUGGACGGCUCAGACUCUCGUGCUGGGCUCCAGGAGGCCAAAGCCAUCCUGCAGAAGAAAGCAAUGGUUUACCCAAACUCUUCCCUCUUCAUCUUCUUUAGAGGACGAGUGCAGAGAUUAGAGUGCCAAAUCAACAGUGCAUUGGCGUCAUUCCAGGAUGCUUUGGAAUUCGCCUCAGACCAAAGAGAGAUUCAGCAUGUGUGCUUGUACGAAAUCGGUUGGUGCAGCAUGAUCGAGAUGAGCUUCGAAGAUGCUUACAGGUCGUUCGAAAGACUGAAAAACGAAUCCCGAUGGUCACAGUGUUAUUACGCUUACCUCACUGGAGUAUGUCAGGGGGCUUCUGGUGAUCUUGAAGGAGCCAAAGCUGUCUUUCGAGACGUCCAGAAGUUGUUUAAACGCAAGAACAAUCAGAUCGAGCAGUUUGCACUGAAAAGAGCAGAAAAAUUGAGAAAGGUCCCCCUCACACGAGAGCUGUGCAUUUUGGGUGUUGUGGAGGUGCUGUACUUAUGGAAAGCUCUUCCAAACUGUUCUUCCUCCAAACUCCAGCUUAUGAACCAAGUGCUACAAGGACUGGAUGACCAGUCAAGUCUUGGUCUGAAACAUCUGCUGCUUGGUGCUAUUCAAAAAUGUCUCGGAAAUAUUAAAGAUGCUGUUCAGUCGUUCCAGCUGGCGGCACAUGAUGAGUACGGUCGUCUGAACAAUAGCUACGUUCAGCCUUAUUCCUGCUAUGAGCUGGGCUGUGUGUUACUGGCUAAGCCUGAGACUCUGAGUAAAGGAAGGUCAUUACUGCUCCAGGCCAAGGAAAACUACACCGGGUACGACUUUGAGAACAGACUGCACGUGCGUAUCCACUCUGCCCUCGCCUCCAUAAAGGAAGUGGUCCCCCACUGACCCCGUCCCAACCAAAAAAGUGCACCUUGACCACUCCUGCCCAGCACUUUUAAAACAAAAAAGCCAUUCGGAGUAGUGUGCUUUUCUGGAAGGAAAAACAAAAGUUAUCUGACUUCAGAGGAUCAACUUUACAUUUUUCUUUUCAACUUGGUGUAGUAUCAAAACUGGUUCACAAAUAAUUGUCCAUGUAGCUGUUGGUCUCAAUCAUCUCUUUUUUUUUUUGCAUUCACAUAUACACUCACUUUCCAUUUUGGAUGCAUAGCGUUAUGCGUGUUGGAAAAUCUGGACGGACAGGAACUCAAAUCUCACAAUGAAUCAAGUAGAUCCUUUACUAUAGCUUGCCCUACAUUACUAAGUACAUUAGCAUGGACUAGACUUUAACAUUAGAGCAUUUACACAAAAAUAUCUUGCUUAACCAUUUAUCUUAAUGAGAUAUUAUCUAAAGUUAUACAUGUGCCAGAUCAUGAUCGUAUUUACCACGGCAAUGUCUAGUGUAGUGGUCGACCGAUAAUAGAUUUUAUCCAGUAUACGGGAAGCACGUUGAUCAAUAUAUUACAAUUUAUGAUAGCAAAUAAGAAACUAUAUUAGAUUAACACUUUUUACUAAUUUGUAUUCAGAUUCACGUAAAACACUGUCAGUUGGUCAAUCGGUGCCACAGAUAUUCUUAAAUAUCAGUCUAUCUCUUGACUAGUCAAGGAAUAUUGCAGUCAUUGCAUCGAAACUUUUGAUUGUAUGUAUGUAUUAAUUACGUACUGUAUGUUGCUAUGACCAUAUAACACUACACCACAUAUAUUUUUUUGUAAUUCUCAAUGCUAAUAUUUUAACAUGUAUAAUAUAUCAGUAACAGUCAUUGGAAAACAUGCCAUUACCCUAAACGUUGUAUGUUAAGUUAGCAUUAACUUUGCUAUACCUUUUCUUAUAAUGUCCUCUGCUUGUCAGCAACUUGUGACAACAGGAUAUAUUUUCUGAAGAGAGAAACCAUGCACAACUACCUACCAGUUUUCCUCUAGGUCAGAGGAACUCAUUUGAUUUAGUUAAAUUUUUUCUUGUUUUUAACAAGUAUCUUGUAUUUGUUUUGUGCCAGAUGUUCUGUAACAAUGUUGUCGGCCUAAGUUUUUUAUUUGUAGCGCAUCAGUAUCACCUUUUGAUAAUUUUGCCUCUGAAUAACUUGAACUUGUUUUAGCUGGUGUAUAUAUUGUGAAAUUGUUGUGAAACUUGAACUUCCUUAUUUUCUCGGUCCCUUAGAUGUCAAAUAUCUGCCCGUUCAGGGCUUCAUUAACUUAUACAGUAAUUCUCUAUUAACAAGACCCUUUAGGCUCUCAGUAACAUCUGCCAAGUCAAGAGGCUUGAUUUAAAUACUUAAAACUUGUUUUCACUGUGAAACAUGUUAAUAUAUUGGAUGUUCAGGGUAUGAAAACCUUGUGAGGACAAUACAAUUAGGACUUGAAUAAUAAAAUGACUAAACUUACA
Misgurnus anguillicaudatus (oriental weatherfish) is the source of this 3743-nucleotide messenger RNA. It is a transcript of the gene ttc39c, whose product is annotated as tetratricopeptide repeat domain 39C. Lineage: Eukaryota; Metazoa; Chordata; Actinopteri; Cypriniformes; Cobitidae. Gene Ontology annotation, biological process: otolith morphogenesis; cilium assembly. Gene Ontology annotation, molecular function: protein binding. The record is from RefSeq and is a predicted model, not a curated record.